Molecule: messenger RNA, 1060 nt
Organism: Macadamia integrifolia
Lineage: Eukaryota; Viridiplantae; Streptophyta; Magnoliopsida; Proteales; Proteaceae
Product: protein ALP1-like
Exons: 3
Coding region: 267-872 (201 amino acids)
Source: RefSeq, a predicted model, not a curated record
ACAUAGCAUAACACUUUCAGCGUUCUCUUAACACUAUAGGUGAACACUUUAAGAAAGUGUUACGUGCUUUCAUACUACUCGGACAAGAGAAUAUCAAACCUCCAAACUUCAGUCGUUGCCCUAAACAGAUUCUUGAAAAACCGAAGCUCUAUCCUUUCUUCAAGGACUGCAUUGGCGCGAUUGAUGGCACUCAUGUUAGUGCUUCUGUACCUCUAUCCAAACAAAUACCGUACAGAGGAAGGAAAUGAGAUACAACCUGGAAUGUUAUGUGUGCAUGUGACCUUGACAUGAAAUUCACUUUUGUGUACGCUGGUUGGGAGGGUUCUGCAAAUGAUUGUCGAGUAUUCAAUGAGGCAUUGAAUAACCCUAAAUUUGAAUUUCCUCAUCCUCCACCUAGUAAAUAUUAUGUGGUUGAUUCUGGUUAUCCAUCUACUACUGGGUUCUUGACGCUGUUCAAAGGACAAAGAUACCAUCUAAAUGAUUAUAGGAAUAGACGUCCAAGGACAGCAGUAGAGCUAUUUAAUAAUAGACACUCUUCUGUUAGGAAUGUCAUAGAGCGCAGUUUUGGUUCUUUGAAGAAGCGCUUUCCAAUUCUCAGCAAAAUGCCAUGUUUUCCACUGAACACCCAAACAUGCAUCGUCAUUGCUUGUUGUGCACUUCACAACUUCAUUCGGGAGGAAGAAAUUGCAGACAAGAAUUUUAAGGAGUUUGGUGAAAAUUGGUGGAAUGAGGAGCCUGAAGAAAUUCAAGAUUAUGUACCACCGGCUCACAUUAGUAUAAGCUUAGCAGAAAGAAGAAGACAGAUGGAUGAUCUUAGGAAAAAGAUUGCAAAUGAGUUAGCUGUUAAAGCCGGAAUGGCUCAAAUUACAUGAUUACAUUUUGAUGAUUGGAUUUAAACUUUGAAGUAGUGGGGCAUGUUUUGCAGUUAAGAAUUAAGUUGGAAGACCUAAUUUAUGCCCUUAAGUUCAUAAUUAGAUACUUUAAGAAUUAUGUCAAUACUUGAAUUUAUUCUUGUUCAUACUUUUAUGUUAUUAUGAUAGAUCAUAUUUUUGUUGAAACA